GUGAUUUGUACGUCGUAUUACGGAAUAUUUUAGGUUCUUCUCUUCCUUUAGUACCACAUCUGAACCACCGUCUUAGAAAGUACACAAAUAGUCAUAAUGUAAUGUAACAAAUCUAUAAAACUAAUCAGAUCAUUUUACGCAAACUAAUUUUUAUUUUGCUUUUCAGAGGAAAAUGUACAAGUGGUGAGUAUUUUAUUUAGAAUUAUCGAGAUCUAUUUUAUAUCGCCUUUCUACUGAAUACCAUAUUUUUCACUGAUAUUCCCUCUCGUUUGAACUUCGUAAUUCAGCCCUAUAUCGCAACUGCAAUUAAGUAUAAAAGGGUGAUGAACGCUCCUGUAUACUUAGUUUAACGUUGAACAUCGUUAAUAUCAUUUAAUAUUUGCCUUAAGCCGAAGUCUACGAGAUAAGUCCAUAUAACAGCGACUUUUUAUAAUUGUUUGGACGAAUGAUGGUAAAUUUGCUUUGUAAAUGGUUAGUUUAUUUUGAAAAAAUGCUUUUCACAUUGUUUUAAUUGUCUGCAUUGGUUAACGAGAAUUAAAUGCCACCCAAAAAUGGCGGAUAUUCGUCAUCUUGAGAAAGGCUAAUUAAGGUCGUCCUUCCAAAACCUCAACCUUAAACUCUGAGCGCGCAAGGGAUGAUGGGUUUUCACCUAUUAUAGGCCCUUGAACUCAGAAAAUUGCCUUUGCUGCAAGUAUUUUAUUCUGUCGGGAGUCUUCUAUAUGUCUUAAUUAAGUAUUCUAGCAAAGCCAAAUUUCAAAGUUUAUGAGUAUAAACUAAGCAAUAACCCAUCACUCCUUGCGCGCUCAGAGUUUAAGGUUUAAGUUUUCGCAAGGACAGCCUUAAUUGAAUUUGCCGUAUACAAAUAAGGUCCUAAACGGCUAAAUGGGAACUGGGAUUUGCUUAUUUUUGGACUGGGAAAAUGGGAUUUGGGUUACUAGGAAAGGGAAUGACAGACACAAAAAUGGGAAUGGGAAAACCAUAUACAUGUAUCAUUAAAAGACAAAGCUAGAACUUUAAGAAAAGCUACGGAGCAACUUUUGAUUGCAAAUUUGUUUAAAAAUGUCCGGAGAGACUGGAUUCUGCCGUUUGACUACUAGAUCAUUUUUCUGCUAUUGCAAAUAAGUGAUUUCCUUAUGCCUAGCGGGUCGGCCAUGAUAGAUUAUAUAUUGCAUGCCAGUAAAUCUAUUUAAUUGCAGAAAGUGACAAGUAUUUAUAGACUUCGAACCUUUUACUCGGAAAAGCUAGUUGUAAAGAGAGCAAAUGAAUGCAUAAUUGAGUUCCAAGUCAAGACAUAGAUAGAUGUAUACCUAAUCUGAAGUCUUCAAUUUUACAUUUGGGACUGGUCACUGGGAUAUGAUUUAAGAAAUGGCUGGGAAAUGGGAUUUAGAGAAGAAAUAGAUUGCAUGGUCCGGAAAUGGGAUUUAGACCACCUUCAAGACCCUCUGUAAUAAAGUUAACAAUGAAUUAUAACUAAUGAUUAAUUACUCCAGUUCCAAGGUCCUGCCGGAGAUCGUGGAGAACCAGGCGUAAAGGUAAAUCAUCAACUUUUAUGUUCAGAAUACAAUGGCUCGAAGCAACUUUUUAAAUUAUUUUUUAAUAUCAAUACUGCCUGUUAAUACUGCAUGUUCAAUAUCAAUACUGCAUGUUCCAUCGUCUUUAAUUAUGAUACUUUGUGGUCUAGCUAGGCAAAGGCGUAGCUACAUGGGGUGGGAGGGGGUGUUACGAACACACACUUUAUUUCAGCACCAAUUUGUAAUUCUUUCAAAACUGAGGAGAAACUGGGGGGGGGGGACGUAACCUCUUAAUGUUUUCAUCUAUGACAUAAAAUAUACCAAAUCUGUGGUUUUCAGAUUAUCAUGAUAAAACGUGUCUAAACUGCAUGAAAUAGCGCUUCGUAUAAUAUAAAAUAAACAUAUUUUCCGGGGACCCAUAUCCCCGGCCGGCCAGAUGAUUAGACCCUCCCACUCGUUUGGGGCUGGUUACACCCCUGUAGCUGUUUAAAAUGACUGAUUAAAACCCCGUGUUUUUGUCGUGUGUAUACAUCUCCGAUAAUGAUGAACGAUGAUGAAAGUUUAAUUACCGCGCAACACUAUACGCGAUUCAAGGUAACUUGAUUAUUACUGAAAACUAUCAGUAGAAAACAUACUGCAUGAUGUUUCGACAAAGGGUAAAAAUUCCGAAACAAAUUUAGAAUUUAUAAGACUGUUGCCGACAAUGGCAGCCCAACGCUUGAAAUCUAAAAGUUAAUUUUGAUUUAGUAAUAUAAUUAUUUUUCUGCAGGGUAUCAGUGGAGACGACGGACGGUCUGGUGAACGGGGACGUGAAGGACAGGCGGUUAUUAUUUAUAUUUAUAUAUAAUACUGUAUGGUACUUAAGUUUACGGUUUUCCAAAAUAUCCCUGCAAGACGAAGUGCCUAUACCUUUUUUUGUUUGUUGCAAGUACUAGUACUUAGCCUACUGUAGCAAUAGACCUUCCCCCUUUUGAGUGAAAUUUUGAUCUAGACAAGUCUGGACAAAAAUUUCAUCACAGCUUGAAAGAGCAUCACAAAAUUAGUAAUAUUCCGAAGUUUCGUUGCGAAAUGUUGUAAAAUGCGGAUAAUAUAGCCUUGCGAAUUUGCCGUUUUUCAGUCAUUUUGCAUUACAAACGGGAAAUUGAUAAUCAGAUGAUCAAACUGCAUGAUUAUCAAUUUCCCGUUUGUAAUGCAAAAUGACUGAAAAACAGCAAACUUCGCAAGGCUAUAUUAUUCGAAUUUUACAACAUUUCGCAACGAAACUUCGGAAUAUUACUAAUUUUGUGGAUGGUCUUUCAAGCUGUGAUGAAAUUUUUGUCCAGGCAUAUCUAGAUCAAAAUUUCACUCAUAAGGAGAAAGGUCUAUUCACGCAAUAGUUAUUAUGAUUGAACACUUUGAAUAAAAUAGAAUGCAAAAAUGUCUAUUUAACUAGAAUUAUGUCCGCAUUGACUUAUAGUUUAAACAUUUAAUCAAGUCCUUCUUUUAACAGAAAAUAUUUCACCUGAAUAAUAAUACAUGGUUCAUCAUACUGUAUGUUGUCUUUAAAUAUUUCUCCUGGGUAUUUUUAGGGACAGUUAGGUCGACCUGGAGAAGAUGGAAAAUACGGAUUUGCAGGCUUACGGGGUCGGCAGGGCUAUCCUGGAAAAAUAGUAAGUGAGAUACGUAUUGCCAAAACUGAUUUCUUUACAAACAAAUAUGUUUUCUCAGUGUGUUACUAAAUAUUUCUAUGUAGAUUCUACGGUUUAGCAACAUGGCUGCGAAAGGUCCAAUGACUGGAACACCAUCCGUUGUGAUUGGGGUAAGUUUUCAUGUUUACAUUUCGCUCCAAUUAGAUCGGUUCGUUUUUCAAUUGAUUACUUCAGUACUUUGAACGUUGUAAUACAGGGUGUAUAAAAAAAGGUAAUCGAACUUCAGCGCCCUAUUCGGUACCUGAAUUGCUCUGCGUAUAUGAACGAGAUUUUUUCGUAUUCGGAAAGAUCACACUUUUAGCUGUUGAAUGACAUGUUUUUCAUGCCAAAUGGAUAAAACAUAUCAUUCAACAUUUAAAAGCCUGAUCUUUCCGAAUACGAAAAAAUCUCGUUCGUAUACGCAGAGUAAUUCAGGUGCAAUAGCGCGCUGAAGUUCAAUUACCUUUUUUUAUCAGUACACCCUGUAGAACAGUGGCGGUUUUAGUAAGGAUUUCAAGGAAAGCAUAAUUAUUGUCAACUUUAUAGAAAUUUCUCAAAUGCUAACACUUGCAUGCAGAAACAAUCAAAUUAAACUGCAUCUCUCAUUUUCAUUUAUUUGCUUCCAAACUCAUUGUUGUAAUUCUUCCUGAAACCCACUUAGGCCCUAUACAAGUUUAGAGACUGCAGAUACAAUGUAACUCUUGUAUACUGUAGGCUUUUUUUCGUCACAUAUUUAUUUCACUCAACCAAACAAUAUAGAAAUACAAUAGGCCUACGUACAACACGCACGCGUGACAGGAAAGAACAUAUUUAUAGAUUCUAAUUACUACUUGUAUAGGUUCCACAUCAAUUCAUCAAUUCAGAUCGUCAAUUGUCCUCACCAUUGAAUUAAUCCAACCAAUUAACAUUAUCUGUUUUCUUCCAUUGCAGUAAUUUGUACAUGUAUGUCAUACAGUACGUGUUUUUCAUAAUCCGCUUGUUUUUUCUUACAAUUGUUAUUUGUCCGAUUCUCCCACAUUUUAUUAUAUAGUAAUUGGAUCUCUCAAAUACGGAACAGAGUAAAGUUUCUAUAUUAGUGUAGCCUGCGUAGUCAGCGGUUUUAAGAGAUUGCGAUUGAGAAGGUUGGGAGGCAGGCGCGGGAACGGCGAAAAUGCGUGCGAGAAAAGUUCGUCUUUCCUGUGCCUCGCCACAGGGAGCUCACCCCGGGUCUUAUUAUAGCAUUACAUAUGAAAAUAUAUUAUAGUUCAGUGUUGAAAGCGGUCAGAGGCCUUUGCGGGUUGGUUUACACGCGUAGCCUCGCCUCAGCAAUUUUUUUUCCGUAGACAGUCGGACUCCUCAUUGAUAGUCGGACGCAUCAUUGACCCGCGCCCUUAAACAAAACAUUCAGCGGAUACUCUUAUUAGAUGCGCCUUCUCAACACACGCAAUUGGUGAUUUCAAAAUAUUGUAUUGCUUUGUUGAGAUGUCAAAAUCUGAGCAGGACAGAUUGUGGCUUCAUAUCUUGUGUGGUGAUGGCAUCUGACAUAUUUUAUUAUGAAUAAGUUAUAUUGGCCAUUCCCACUUGCUUUUUUUUGCUUUUUAGCUGCCCGUGCCUCAAUCCCAACCCUUAACCACCAGCUACGUUUGUAGAGGUCACCAUGAUCACGUUUAAAAUUCAAAUAUGUUUUGAGACAUCAGUGUGAAUUAACGUAUUCUACCCUACAUUGGGCACAUCAAUUAUAUACUGCAUAUGCCCAGUGAUAUACGUACUGUAUGCAUCAUGCAUGUUUUCGAACGAUCGGACUACAAGUCUGCAACGCAACGGAGAUUGUAUGACAUACACAUAGUAGGGCGGCAGAAAGAAAUUUACCCGGCUUUUUCCCAUUGUGCCCGACUUACCAAAACCAAUUUUCCCUAUAAACUUUCCAAAAUUUCCCCCAUCUUUUUGCCCAACUUACGUUUAUAAUUUGCACUUAUCAUCACCAGUGUAUCACCAUUUAUAAUGAGGUUAAAUUAAAAUGUAUUGGCUCUCUGGAACUUGAUUCAGGUCCGUAUUAUUGAGGGUCUUUUAAGAAAAAUAGGUGAGAAUUUUGUUAUGUCGGGACAUAAUAAUAUAUAUAUAUAUAUAUAUAUAUAUAUAUAUAUAUAUAUAUAUAUAUAUAUAUAUAUAUAUAUAUAUAUAUAUAUAUAUAUAUAUAUAUAUAUAUAUAUAUAUAUAUAUAUAUAUAUAUAUAUAUAUAUAUAUAUAUAUAUAUAUAUAUAUAUAUAUAUAUAUAUAUAUAUAUAUAUAUAUAUCCAUAAAUCAAAUAGUUAGUAAAUCCGGAUUUUCCCAUUCCUUAUUUCGGCAGGAAGAAACUGUAAUAGGUAGUCCUGAUAGCAAUAGUCAUCAUUUUCCUAACGCAGUACAUUUGGUGGUUUUUGUCAAGACCAAUACUUUAUAACAUGUCUAAAAUGUAGAACAUUCUUCUGCAAAAAUACCUAAAGAGCUGAUGGAGAGAUUUAAAAUAAUAAUAAUAAUAAUAUAAUAAAUUUUUAUAUGAGAAUUUAUUUUGUCGGGACAUAAUAAAUUCUCAUAUAUAAUAAUAAAACUGCCCGUAUAUUAAUUGGAGAAGUGUCCGUGGGUAAUUUUUUAAUUCAUAAUUUCAUCAAUUCGCAGGGUAACUAUUAUGCUCCACGUGGACGAAGGGGAACACCUGGUGUAAGGGUAUGUGUGCUAUAAAACUACUUACUGUGAGUAUAUGUAGUAGUAUAAAUGCCUAAUACCUCCUUACAAAUAUGUUUCUAUAUUAAGGGUAGACAUGGAUUAAUUGGAGAAACGGGACCAAGUGGUGGACAGGCACCAAGAGUAUGUCAUAUAAACUAUAAAAAUGCUUGCGCAAUUUGUGAUUGCUCCUACAAUUCACUUAUUCAUCAAUAGCGACGCCAUCUUGAAUCAUGAUGCAUUAUGGGUUAUCCAGGGUAAAAAUCCGAAUUCAAAAGCCUUUAAUGUCGUAUUGAGACACAAUACGAUAUUUUUUUUUUCAUAAACACUUUCUUGAGGACAAUGAGGCAGUGUAAAUCAAUUUUAUGCGCACUUUGUUGAAAUUAUUUCCCUUUUUAGGCCUAACAAAGAUUUAAACUAUAGAUUUAUCCUGAUUUUUUUAUUUUUCCCAGCUUUUGUGUGUUUUUCUAGUUCUUCUAAAAAUUGUCUGUUAUUUUCAACUAUAAAAACGUGUGUUUUCGCCUACAUAUUUGAUUUACGACCCUGGAUCACCCAUAAUGCAUUGCGUUGAACGCAAAAUUCAAGAUGGCAUCGCUAUUGGUGAAUAGGUUAAUUGUUUAUACUGAUUCUACAACUGACUCGUACCCAGUCGUCAAUGAGUACAUGUACAUAUCAGCGUUUAGAAACCUACCACACCCAUUUUCUAUUGUUCUCGGUCUGUUUUGAAGGCUGAGCUAAAAAUGUAAGACCCGGUAUGGGUCUUACAUUUGAAAGAAAGAUCUGGCGCAUACGUCUUGAAUUCGGGACUUGGAUUUGCAACAAAACUCAAGUCCCACAUCUCCUUUUCGACUAGAAAACACUGCACGUCUCUGAGUCGAGAAAGCGACAACAGCCGUGUACCUCAGAGCCCGUCAAACUCUAUCAUUAGGUAAGAGUAACUCAGGGCAUUUUUUAAGAAAUUGCAACUACUGGGGCCAAGUCUCAAUGAGGACCUUUUGCCCGCACAGUUACCUGUGCUCAGGGGCGGCGCUAGCCCUAUUUGAAUGAGGGGAGGGGGGCGUAUAAGUGAAAUAUUUCUUUUCCCAAAAUUGUCGGCGAGUAGGGGGGGGGGGGCAGGAGAAGGGUGUUUCACGGCUUUACAUGAAAAACGUUUUCGCACAUUAAACUUUUUAUUUUCUUUUCGGUUAACGUAGCAUAGUUCGUUUAAUUUUCCGUAAUUUUUUAGUACAUUUCUCUACAAUUAUUUGUGUUUAAUCAGUGUCACUUAAAUAUUUUAGUUUCUUUCCUUCCUAUCCAACUGAGAUUAGAUAAUUUACUGACUAUCUGACGACUGGAUUGAGGGGUGUUUCAACCGCCCCCCCCCCCGCACACACACACAACCCCCCCUUUAGCGCCGCACCUGCUUGUUCUAACUUUUAUAAGAUGGAAUGUCCAGAAUGUGAGAGGAUAUGAGAGGGCGGGCAGAUUUUUCAACAAGAUUGACUUUUUACUAAUGAUCAAAAGGGCUCAGUUCAUCUGAAAAUCUUGCUUCACUACUGGGGCAAGCAAAGGGCCUACUGGAGUAAAUGCCCCAGUAGUUAUAUAGUAGUAACUAUCAUUCGGCGCACGAGGAGUAGGCGAAUAGCUGGAUCAACCGUAAAACUUCCAGUGCUUCCACUAUUAAAUUUUAAAAUUCCUGAGAUUUGUGUCAAAAUUUUCUUAAUAGAAUUUCCUUGAAAUUUCCUUGAGAAAACUUUUAGUUAAUUUACGGCUUAAUUUUAUAUUCAUCGCAGUGUUUAACUUGUUAGAAAUCAAUACAAUACUCUUUAAAUCAACACAGUUACUUUUAAACAGUUAUCCAUAUCAAUUUAAUAGUAAAUUCGUCAACAGUUGUGACAGAAAAUAUGAGCGGCAUAUUGCAUAAUGACAAUGUACAGAAUAUUUCCCUAUCUCCUCAAUUGUUAAACAUGUGCAACAACAAAAACAUUUCUCAGUUGUUUACAUAAUAAUGUGUGUUAAUUUAUCAACAGGUCCCAAACAAAUAAACAGUAAAGUGAAAAAUUAACGUAAAGCCAGGGCCGUAGCAACCGGGGCUGGGGGCUGCCGCCCCCCAAUAAUUUUCUAAUAAUCAUUCUUUUUUUCAAAAUCAUGCAGACCUUUAUCAAUUUUAAGCUUUAUUAGUUUUAAGCGGCUACAUUAUACAUGACAAACUGCAAAGAAUGAAGAUAUUACCCACGCUUUCCUGCAACUUAUCCAAUAUAUAGUUAAUUAAAUACACCUUCGCCCAUUUAGUACUACCAAAUUGUAAAUUUCGACAUACUAAAACGCUGUUUUCUGACCAUCAGAAUUAUGUCAAAUCUUCCCCAAAGUCCAGGAAAUGGCAUUUCAGAGACUCUAAAUUUAAAAAUUUCCUCGGGCCUUCGGCCCUCGCUUUCAGCCCCCCCCCCCUCCAAUAAAAAAGAGCUUCCUACCGCCCUGUAAACCAACUAUUGUGCAGUUAAAUUGUGCAAAGACGAGUGCCAUGUGCAAUAGUAUGAUUAACUUGGAUUUCAUCAUUUCUAAAUCUAUAUUUUAAUUUAGGUAAUGGCACAGAAUAGAAAUAGGGGUAGUGGUCCGCGGUUGAGUGGUUGUCUUGAUACUUCAUGUAGAUAUGUAAUGAUGUUAAAUGUUCUGAAAUUAUCAAUACACAAAAUAGCCUGCAACAAUUUACCAAGACUUUAACUUUUAAUUAUUUUUUUAUUGUUUAUAUAGACUGUUUAUCAUAUUUCCUUAAAUUUCCUUGAUUUUUCCCAUCCUUGAAAAUUCCUUUUGGGGGUGAAAAUUUCCUUGAAAAAGGAAAUUUCCUUGAAAGUGGAAGCACUGCAAACUUCCUUGUGCAGGGAAUUUAUACAGUAAUAUCUACUCUUUCGCUUGUGGGACGUGAAAUGAUAUAUUGCGCAUGCUUAACCACAUUAAAGCGUAUGUAAUGCGCAUGUUACGCCUUAUUUCGUCCCACAACCACAACCUCUCGAGGACAAUAGAAAAUGGGUGUGACAGGUAUAUAAACAACAUAAAAACCUCAUGGUCGGUCUUUCAUUGGAAUUCAGUCUUUAACCUCCCAUUCGUUUUUUAUCCUAUAUAUACAUGUAUAGACUGAGCUGAGGAGUGUAACUAUAGAGCUGCUCCUAUCGGUUCAUUUUCACAAUCGUUUAAUCGUUAUCAUAAAUGGAUUAAUAUCGAUUAAUCGUAUUGAUUAAGUAAUUUAAAUUUAGCAUGUGCGGAUGUGCCUCCCUUGUUGUCUCCCAACAAUUCAUCAUUAUUUGCGUUUGGAAUUGUUGUUUACUCAAGGUUAUAGAUUGCGCACUUUCUCGUGUACGCAGAGUUCACACAAGUGGACAACUGACAAGACAAUGACGAUGUUUAGUUUACGUUUGACACUUGUAAAUGAUACUGUAAUGGCCCAGACACACCGAAUCCGAUUUUUCAAUUUUCAAAUCAAGUUAAUAAAAUCGUUUUAAAAAGAAAUUUUACAAGCUACGCAGACCAAAUGACUCAACAUGUUAUAGCGCAACUAAAUAUUUGAAAAACUUAAAUCAGGAUCAAAGUUUAUAUCUGAAAGGAAAUAGGGUUGUUUAUUGUUCAGAUUAUUAUGAAGAAUAAUCGAUUGUGGAAAGAAACGAAACAAUAUAUCAUCGAUCAAUCGAUUAAUUGGGAACAGCCCUAAUUGUGAAAACGACAAAAAGCAUUGAAAGGGCCAUUAUUUUUUUCAAUCCACAUUUCAGGGACUGGGUACGAGUCAGAUACUACAAUGGGUAUUUGAUAAUUGGGAACAAACUGUGUAUAAUUAACACAGUGCACGCAUAAAAUAAUGCAUAAAAUAAUGCAUUGUAUUGCCUGUUAAACAAUGCUUGCAGGUUCAUAAUGCUAUUCUACACCUCAUACUGUACGUUUGAGCUUUUUCUUUGUUUGGCGCUAGAUGAAAAAAGUUUGCCACGUGCGGCAGCUAGGCACUGUCAACGUGCGUUCACGCACCGCAUUCAAUUUCAUUUCUUUGCGCUUGCCUGUUGCUAAGCCAAAUUAUAAUCACUUAAUAGUUUACUCAGUAUGAGGGGCGUUGAUUUCCUUUUGGAAUUAGGUACAUCUGAUGCCCUAUAGCGUUUACAAUAAACAAAUUAGAGUAAAUUAAAUACAUGCACAUACUAUAUACUAAGCCACACUUUUAUUUCUUAACACAGGGACGACCUGGUCCACCGGGGUCGGUUGGACCACGAGGAUAUGGUGGAUUCAAGGUGAAUUUACUUUAUAUACAGUAGUUGUUUUGUUGCUUAAACCUGCAGUUUCAUUUAUUAACGAAAGAUUUGGUAAUAUUUAAUUUUUAGGGAAAGCCAGGUGAUCCAGGACACAAAGGUCGCCGAGGAAGGCAAGGGGAAAUGGUACUUUUAAAUAAAUAAAUAAAUAAAUAAAUAAAAACCAACUUUCCGCUUAAUAAGCAACCAAGCCUAGAUUAUUAGAAAUGAUCGCUCUUCAUCUUGUGGAGGUGGAGUGUGCAUUUUUAUAAACAACAGUAUAUAUUGUCAACGCCUAACUGCUUUUGAAGAUCCUACAGUUGAGUCCUUGUGGCUCCUCGUUAGACCCACAUGGCUCCCCCGCUCGACUUCAGUUAUACUAUUGGCUGUAAUCUACCACUCCACAUCAGCUGGCCACACCAAAAAUGUAAACCUUUAUUCUCAUAUCCAAACCAAUGUUGAUACUUUCAUGCAAUCACAUCCUGAUGCCCUUGUUUUAAUCACAGGAGACUUCAAUUAUAGGAGUACUGGUUUCAACGCAAAAUAUAUCCAAAGAUCAAUUGGCCUUUUCCAAAUAAUUAAGGUGCAUACUAGAGAUAAUGUAACCUUAGACUGGUGCCUAACUAACCGCAAUAAUAGCCUAUACGAUCCUAUCAAAUUUCCACCUCUAGGAAACAGUGAUCAUAACAUGGUUUGUUUAAAAUCCCUAAAUCCCCCUUUAAAACCUGAUAAAGUCAAGGUAUGGAAGCGGGACCUUGGGAAAGCUCGUUACAACCUUUUGGCCGCUGGAUAACUUCAUUUGAUUGGUCAGAUAUUUUUACUACAAAUGCGUGCGAAGAUAAAUAUGGAAAAUUUAAUGACAUAAUGAGUGAUAUGAUUGAUAUUUUACUCCCUUUGAAAAGAACUAAAUUAAACUAAAUGUGACAAACCAUGGCUGACGUCAUUAAUAAAAGAGUUAAUUAUAAAACGUCAAAAAGCUCUCCAUUAUUAUGGGAAAAAUUCUGAUGCGUAUAAACUCUGGCGAAACCAAGUCCAGCAAUCAAUUCAAUCGGCCCGAUUUAAGUAUUAUGCCCAAUCAGUUGAGAAACUAAAAACUUCCAAUCCCUCAAGAUGGUGGAAACAAAUUAAGUCGUUGGGUGGUAUAUCUUCCAAAAGUUGUUGGUAUAAUCAACUACUUUCUAAUGAUAUUCCUAAUUGCCAUGACUUGGCUGAAGUAUUUAACUGUUUCCUUUCCGGUCUUACAUCACAUUUUACUCCUUUAACACGCGAGGAAGAACAAUUUGAUUUCAAUGUACCAGGUGAAUACUUCAUCGACGCUAAUAAAGUGUACAAUGAACUCCGCAAAAUUAAAACCAAUAAAAGCCCUGGUCCAGAUAUGAUACCUAACAAAAUUUUGAAAGUCUUUGCAUAUGAACUUGCUCCAGUUAUUACGGACAUUUACAAUUCGUCUAUCAUUCAGGGCGUGUUUCCGAUGAACCUCAAACGGUCUAUUGUAGUUCCAAUCCCUAAAGUCUCACUACCUCAAAGCGUGGAGGACGAUCUAAGACCCAUAUCAUUAACGUCCCAAAUUUCUAAGGUCAUGGAGGGGUUCACCUUGACAAAAUUAUUUGCACAAAUUGAGAGUAAAUUGGACACGAAGCAGUUUGCGUUACCAGGGAAAUCUACGACUCACGCCCUAACAUACCUCCUGCACACCAUUUUGUCUUCCCUUGAGAACACUUCCUGCUCCGCUAGAUUGUUUUUUGCAGACUUUAAAAAGGGGUUCGAUCUUGUUGAUCAUAAUGUCAUAAUAUGCGAGCUGGAAAAUCUUGGUGCACAUCCUGCCAUAGUGAGGUGGAUAAAAGCUUUUCUUAGCAACCGUGAACAGUGUGUGCGAAUUGAAAACUCAUACUCGUCGUGGAAGAAAACAAACGGUGGUCUACCACAAGGAACAAAACUAGGACCGCUACUUUUUGCAGUCCUUGUAAAUUCUUUGCUCAAGGAUUGGCCUGGGAGAGUCAAAUUUGUCGACGAUACUACGGUCUUGGAAAUAAUUCCACGAUGUUCACCCAGCUUCCUACCAAUUAUCGUGGACCAAAUAUCCGAUUAUGCAAACGAACGAGGAAUGAGACUAAAUCCAAAGAAAUGCAAAGAUAUGGUUAUUACGUUUCUUAAGUAUAAACUGGUAGAAAAUGACAUUUUUAUAGGCGGCGAUGUGGUGGAGAGAGUCUCCAGUUUUAAACUACUAGGCGUGUGGUUGACUAACAAUCUUUCGUGGGAUAUACACGUAGAUAAAAUUUUAAAGAAAGCGAAUUUACGCAUCUAUGCUUUACGCCUAUUAAAGAAAGCUGGAUUGAGCCCUUUAAACAUUGUUCAUAUUUAUUGUGCAGUUAUAAGAUCCCAGUUGGAGUAUGCAUCACCAGUUUGGUUCGCUCUUCCAAAGACAAUAUCAGACCUUAUUGAGUCGGUGCAAAAAAGAGCUUUAAAAAUCGCGUAUCCCCAUCUAUCUUAUGAUGAAGCAUUACACAAAAGUAACAUUAAACUACUGAGUACAAGAAGAGAAGAAGCAUGUAGGAAAUUAAUUAACUCACUUCGAGACCAAGAUUCGCCACACAACCCUUUAACUGCAAUAGUUAAAUCCGGUCUACCAGACCGAACUCAUAAUUAUGAUCUGCGUAAUAAUAAUCCGCAACUUUUACCGAUUAUGUCUGAACGGUUAAAGAACUUUUUUACCAUUAAAUAUAGUUAACAUUUUAUUAAUACAUUUUUAUAAUAGGUAGUUAAUAAUAAGUAUAUAACAUUGUUAACGUAAAUUUUAAUGUUUAAUAUUGUAAAUAUCCUUUCCAUGCAAUUCAGCUUUAGCUGCAAAAUGGAUUUUAUUAAACUAAUAAUAAUAAUAAGGAUUUCCGAACAAUGCGUGCCUGUUUGUUGCGCAUGCUCAAACACUAGCAGCCGCUGACUUACUAUCGCCAUGCGCAUGCUGGUAUGCUAGAAACCACUGACCGUAAUAACUGACACAUUAACUGCGCUCUUUGUUGUUAACGUAGUUAAAUUGCAUUUUAACUGCAUUUGUUAGAUAGUUAGUGUCAAAGUUCAAUUUUUCUGUUUGCCGAUUGGUCAAAACCGUAUCACGUGCCAGUCCACAAAACGUCAUGUUCACUACGUACUUUACCGAGGAGGCAACCGGUCCACAAUGAAACAUUUAUUGACCGGUCAAUAAUAAAAUGGAUGCAAUACGCAUGCGUGUCAACCAUGAAGUUCCAAAGUUCAUUUUUAAAACUUUUAUUAAACAUUUACGGCGUUCCAUUUAUCUAGUUUUGCUAAGUUCACUUGAAUAACCGGUGAAUUAUUCAUAUUUUGACACUUAUACACUAUACAACAAAACACUUAUUUACUGAGACCUCGGGAAAGCAGUGUGUUUUGUGGUCCCUCAAACGCCGUUGUUGCCUUCGGCUUCGCCUCGGGCAACAACGGCGGUCUCGGGUCCACAAAACACACUGUUUCCCUCGGUCUCAGUAAAUAAGUGAUAACUAUAUCCUGCUUCGCUCCAAACGGGGAGGUAAUUUUGAUCUAAAGUUUGUGGUAUCAGGUUUAAUAUCAGUAUGUUUUCGCUCGCUACUCUGGUUUUAAGCAAAUGAAUGCAAAGCCCAAUCUAGCUGACAGGUAAUAAGUAUCUUAAGUCAGAGGUGGAAGAUGCGGUUGUGGCGCGUCACUCUUGAGUUAAGCCUACUACUGAAGGUGGAGGGUUGCCAGCAACCUGUAUAUCAGCUGGUUUUGACAUGAUUUUAAUUAUAGAAACACAAUAUAAUUACAUAAUAAUUUUCUAAAGAACAAGUAACAAACACUGAUCAAUCAUUAAGCAAGCCAAUAACGAAAAGGUUCAUUUUAGGUCGGUAUUUACCCACGAUGGAGGGUAGGGUAUUGUUAUUCGACUAUCUGACCAUCAUACACAUUUCUCCAGGUACUCCGCUUUCCUCUCACAAAACCCAACCAUACCUGUGCUCGUACAUAUAAGAUGGCAGCCAGAGUCGCUCUAGCACGUUUUGACUCGUUCAUGUUUAAACUGUGUCCUUUGCAAUUCAGCUUUUAACUGCAAGGAAAGAUGAUUUCUGUACCAUUUCUUCUAACAACGUUUUUCUAACAAUUUUUUUAUAUAUUCUGAAAGGGGCUUGAUGGGGACCCAGGGACACAAGGUGCACCUGGCGAAGCUGGAAGAACGGUAUGUUGAUUCACCUGUGUCUAAAACUCAAGAUUUGCUUUUCAUUUCUAAAAAUCAGUUUGUUGUUUUGAAUCAGUUCUUGGUUGAAUAACAGGGGGCGAGGGCGCCAGAUCAUUAUUUAAUACUGUUAAAAGGUGGUUUAUUAAGACCUUUAUAUUUUUCUCUAAGUGCCUCCACAGUGUAGGAAAUACUGUUUCGUGGACCCAAAAUACAAUUUUCUCCCUGGGGAGCAUGUUCCGGACCGCCGCUAGAAUUGCGACUUGCAAAUUAUUUAGUCCCUCUCAAAAUAAAAUUCUGGCGGCGCCACUGAAUAGAGGGUUCGAUUCUUGCGGAAGUCGUACUGAUAAGAAGAUGCAAUCAAAGUACAAGAUUGGUUUCAAAAUGAACACAAUAAACUAUGUAUUCAACGUAAUAAUUAUCAUAAUAUCUUCCUUGCCUUAUUCAUUCUGUUGACGGUUGAUCACCUGUGUAGGGAUAUGAUGGUGAGGUUGGUGAGCAAGGUUUAAAAGCAAAGUCAGGAAAAAAGGUAAGAUUUCCCAUUUUUUCCCAAAGUUUAAUAACGACAUAAUAAGUACUAUUAUACUUUCAUAUUCUGUCCUUGUAUAUUACCUGGUUAAUAGACAAUUCCAGCUUUUAAUUUAUGCGCGCAGGGGGUGAAGGGAAGUAAGGUAUCAUAUUGCUGAUUAUGCUGAAAAUUUUCAAUAAAAACUGCCGAAACAACCGAAAUAUUUUAAUAUUUACAGCAUAAGUUAUCAACCCGUGUUUACACGGCCGCCAUUUUUAUUUUUUCAUCAUAAUCAGCGAUGUGAUACCUUACUUUCCAUCUCCUCCUCCACGCAUAAACUAAAGGCUGGAAUUGCCUAUUCUUGCCUGCAUUUCAAGCCGUAACAAGUGAUACUCUAAAUUGACUCAGUGGAAUUUUUAUUAACCAUAAAGCCCCAGUCUUUCAUACAAUCAAUAAUACAGAACAAGUUUUAUUUACACUCACUUGUUUCAACAAGUUUGUUUUUGUUGUCGUCAUCGCGAUGCAAGAGUCUUAUGGCUUCUAUUUGCAGGGUGCAAAGGGCCUCCCCAGAGGAGCUGGAUCUAAAGGAAGACCGGUGAGUUGUCAAAACAAGAUUAACGUAUAAAGGGUAUCUUCUAUAUAUGCACAGCAUCUUUUCUAAAGGACAAAAUCAAUUGGCUAUAUAUCCAGAAUAUCAAAGUUCGUCUCGUUCACUCAGUAUCGUUGUUUUAGGAGGGUCCUGAAGGGAGGGGGUCCCAAUCCCAUUUCCCACCUGAAAUUUUGGCAAAAUCCCAGUCCCAGUUGGAUUUUUAUUAGAAAUCCCAGUCCCAGUUAUUUUAUUUAUUUUAUUUUAUUUAUUUAGCUUUGCCAACUAGGGCAGGGUCACCACCCCAGCAUAUGCCAAUUACUGUGGGCCCUUUUACCUAACGCACCCUGUCAACUUUCCCUGUGGGAGGAAACCGGAGUACCCGGAGAAAACCCACGGCUUUCGGCAGAGCGUUGACUUUUACUCUUUUCACAUGGGGACUGGGUUCGAGUCGCACUGAGAAGGUACUUAGUGAGACUCGAACCUGCAGCCUCAGAGGUGAAAGGCAAGUGCGCUAACCACUUGGCCACCGAAGCCCCCUCCAUUUAAUUACAGUUAUUGAUAAUUUUACCAAUUUUUAUUACGAACUAUAUUCGAUUAUUAUUACACUGUAGGUAUCAAGGUAUGUAUUCCGACUUACGCCUGUAUUCUAAAAGCUCACUCACACGCAAUGAGUGGAGCUUAAAUCUGAGCUUCUCUUGAGUGUCAAUGCUGUUUUUGAAUAGCUGGAUGGUGAGUAGUCACAUAGUAAGGUAUUACACUACCCCUCCAGCUAUUCAAAAACAGCAAUGACACUCGAGAGAAGCUCAGAUUGAACUUCCACUCAUUGAGUGUGAGUGUAAGUGAGCUUUUAGAAUACGGGCGUUAGAGUUAAUUUUAGUAUUCGCAGAGAAAUUGUGAGCGUGACUUGUACGUUUAUAUAAUAUAUAUGUUCCAGGGUAGAAGGGGCGGAAGAGGACAUCCUGGGGCAAUGGGAGCCAAAGGCGAUCAAGGUUUGAAGGGAUAUCGAGGACAUCAAGGAAGAACUGGACUAGAGGUAAAAAGAUACAGAUAGUACAUUACAAACAGCACAACAUUUAAGCCUAGUAGCCUAGUAUUUAAGCCUACUAGCCUAGUAUUCGUAGCUUUCUAGUUUUGUCAGCAUAAAGGAUAAAAUAAAAAUUCCAAAAUGAAAUCAAAUUCCAACUUCAUUGGUCAUAGAGUAAGUUAUCCGCCACAAUCUUUGGCUUCGGCAGAUCUCAUUGCUUCAGUGUAGAUAAUAUUGAAAUCACAGUCAUCCAAAAAUGUUAAUUGUUUUAUAUAUAGGGACGCCAAGGUAAUCCAGGCCUGCUGGGAGAUAUGGGACCCAUGGGGUUUGUGGGGUACCCAGGAUGGUGGGGAAGAAAGGGGGAUAUAGGAGGUGCUGGAGAAAAGGGGGAUAUGGGAGUACGUGGUAGCGAUGGUGAAGGAGGUUUAGAUGGUAGACAAGGAAAACCUGGAAUGAUGGGACCUAAAGGCGAACAGGUAAAACAUAUAUAUAUAUUGUGUAUUUCCGUUCCCGCUCGCUACUCUGGUUUGUUAAAUUAGACUUUAGACUUACACUGUAAAUUAAUAAAAGCAUUCCCCGGGAAGACUCGAAAGUCAUUACCACAAACAUUGGUUAUAUGACUAGAGGUAUUGUGAAACAUGAACUAUCAUAGGGGUGUAAGCCAUGUUCCACAACAGUAGCCUACCUCCAACUUGUCGGUCGGUGAGACGAUCUCCGGAGUACAGUAUAUAAGGAGCUAGGUCUUAACUUUUGAUCAUCCCUGAUGGAUACACCACAUCGAAUUGUCAUAAUGUGUGGUCGCGAAUGAAUAUUUCAAUGUAAUUCGACUAGAGCUUGCACUCAUUUAUUCGACUUUGCAGAGAAGCGAGGGAAAACAUUUCUACGUUUGCUCUGAAACGAAACAUAUAUUUUACUACGAUCAGGGAAUGAUCGAACAUGAUUAAAGUCGCACUAACCUCAAAAAUUAUUUUGGUAUGAGUAUAACAUUGGGUCAUUCUAAGAAGAAAUAUAUACUUAAAUAACUCAUCUUGCUUAACUGUUUCACUUUCAAAGUUGCUGAAUAUGUUGUAGUUAGAUGAAUUUCAGCAGCAUAAAACAUACAAUUGCAUUUGCAGUUCAUCUAAUGACAUCAUAUCUGGCACUUCUAUACGGUGAAAAAUUCAAUUAAAAUUAGGUUUUUCCCUACACACAUAAUGAUGCUUUAUGGGGGGGGGGGGGGCAAUCUAUAACAAGUUGUGGAUAUACCUACUUGACUAUACAUCCUUAUAAAUUUAUAUGAUCCUCCUUUUCUUCCAGUUUUCACAUAAAACGUGGUCCUCCAUUCAAAUAUUGACCCGCUCCCUAACCACCGUGGAAGGAGAAAUUUCCGAAUUUCACUUUUGUUAUCAUUUUUUUUAUUUUUUUUAAUUUUCAUUCUGUUCUUUUCAUGUUUCAUGUUUGUAUGAUUUAGGGUGAUGCAGGUCCUGCAGCCGUGGGCGCGCCAUCUCAUGCUGUUGGAGAACCGGUAUAGUAAAUAAACGCAUGUAUAAUCAAAAUUAUACAAGUGAUUGUAUUACUUAAAGUGCUAAAACAUUUUAAAUAAAAUAUUUUCAAACUUAAGGAGUGGACCAUUGGAUAUUAUCCUGAGAGAGGGGAGGAGAAUUUUUCCUUCGAAGAAUUUUUAAGUUUAGAUCUUAGUUUUUAUGGUGUAGAAUCUGUGCAGUAACAUCCUUUUACAUAUUUCUGAAUAUUCAAUGAAGUUGCAAGAAUUUGUUUAAAUUCUUUCCCUAAAUGCUUGCGUGACUUUUUUCAAACCCACUCUUAUUUGCAUGAACUUUUUUGGGAUCUGCCACCCGCCUCCCACUGGCCCCUAAGAAGACCCAAUAAUUUAACACAUAUUGAUAGCUAACUGUGAAUCAAUUGGAUGUCAAUCGGUAUAUAAACAGAUACUAACUACUAAUGUCUCUUGAUUUUAAUUGAAUGUAUUUUUUAAUAAUACAAUUUGACAAGCUAAUUUUAGCACAAGUAUUUUGAUAAUAUAAAUUUGGUAAUAAUUAUACGUUACUGUGAUCAAGCGUAUCAGUUUCAUCUUUAUAUAAUAUUUGUUCUUUACCUAUAAUAGUAACUUGAAUAUUUUUGUCCUCCAUGUAGGGUAUCACAGGAGUUCCGGGUAUUCCUGGAGAACCAGGAGAGAAGGUGCAGUACUUUAAUCUUUAUAUUCCUUAUAUUUCUUGCUCGUUGCUUUCUUUGUGUAGCAAUUAAAAGAUAGUCAACAUGGCAGUAAAUUUUGAUCAGGGC
Messenger RNA from Paramuricea clavata, 18694 nucleotides. The record is from the annotation of a GenBank genome assembly. Lineage: Eukaryota; Metazoa; Cnidaria; Anthozoa; Malacalcyonacea; Plexauridae.